Hordeum vulgare subsp. vulgare (domesticated barley) is the source of this 1420-nucleotide messenger RNA. RefSeq names its product cationic peroxidase 1-like. Lineage: Eukaryota; Viridiplantae; Streptophyta; Magnoliopsida; Poales; Poaceae. Gene Ontology annotation, biological process: response to oxidative stress; hydrogen peroxide catabolic process. The record is from RefSeq and is a predicted model, not a curated record. The coding region runs from base 296 to 1261 and encodes 321 amino acids. The transcript has 3 exons. Gene Ontology annotation, molecular function: peroxidase activity; heme binding.
AACGGAGAAGAAACUGGUCUCUUCGUACACAAGCCUCGCGCCCUGAACGAGCCCCAUUGGCUCGACCAAACACUAAACAAGCACCGUUUGGUAAGGUGGCUGAUUCAUCGUGACAGGUCCUAAUUGAUCAGUCUCACCGGGAUGCUAUAUAAACCCACGGCUCCAAUCCUAUGUAGCUACAUCAUUUCACACGCCAAAAUCAGCCACAUCCGAUCGAGGAAUAUCUAUCUGAUCAUCGGCUAUCACUGGUAGUACAAACUGUAAAGAGUUUGCCUAUAGCCUGAUUCGUCAGAACAUGGCAGCGCCUCUUCUGUGCUUCGCCGUCGUGGCCGCGGCGGCUUUCGUCGGCGCGUCGGGGCAGGAGCUCACGGCGGACUACUACGACGAGGCGUGCCCGCAGGCGCUGUCGGCCAUCAAGCUUGUCGUCGGCUCGGCCAUCGUGAAGGAGCCCCGGAUGGGCGCCUCUCUCGUCCGGCUGCACUUCCACGACUGCUUCGUCAACGGCUGCGACGGCUCCAUCCUGCUGGACGACACCGAGGACAUGGUCGGGGAGAAGACGUCCAAGGCCAACAACAUGUCCGUGCGAGGGUUCGGCGUGAUCGACGCCAUCAAGACCGCCGUGAACACGGCGUGCCUGGGGAAUGUCGUCUCCUGCGCCGACAUCCUCGCCGUUGCCGCUCGCGACUCCAUCGUUGCACUCGGGGGAAGCUCGUACGACGUGCUCCUCGGCCGGCGGGACGCGACGACGGCGAGCCUGGACGACGCGGACGACAGCAUCCCGAACCCGUUCAUGGACCAGCCGGAGCUGCUGGCCAACUUCCAGGCGCAGGGCCUGUCGCUCCGGGACCUGGUGGUGCUCUCGGGCGCACACACGCUGGGCUACUCCCGCUGCGUCUUCUACCGCGACCGCCUCUACAACGAGACGGACACCCUGGACCCGACCUACGCGGCGGCGCUCGACGAGCGGUGCCCGCCCGCCGGCGACGACGAGGCGCUGGCGUCGCUGGACGACACACCGACGACGGUGGACACGGACUACUACCAGGGGAUCACGCAGGGCCGCGCGCUGCUGCACACGGACCAGCAGCUGUACCUGGGCGACGGGGGCGACAGCGACGCGCUGGUGCAGUACUACGCCGAGAACCCGGACAAGUUCUGGGAGGACUUGGGCGCGGCCAUGCUCAAGCUGGGCGGCCUGGGCCCGCUCACCGGCGAGGACGGCGAGGUCAGGGAGGACUGCCGGGUCGUGAACCGGGGGUGAUCGCCGGUGGCGCGCGCUCGGAUAGAUGGCACGAUAGAGCUGCCGUGGUGGUUUUCGAGCAGAGUGCUCUGCUUGCAUGUAGUUUGUUGAUUUUGUUACGGUUUGUUUGGCCAUGGAUUUUAAACGUUUUUGUUGGAGCUGCAAGGUGCUUGAAGUUUA